Molecule: messenger RNA, 2694 nt
Organism: Ictidomys tridecemlineatus (thirteen-lined ground squirrel)
Lineage: Eukaryota; Metazoa; Chordata; Mammalia; Rodentia; Sciuridae
Gene: Ttc22
Product: tetratricopeptide repeat domain 22
Molecular function (GO): protein binding
Source: RefSeq, a predicted model, not a curated record
AGGCUAGGCCAGCCUUGGGCAAACUGGGUUCCAGGCCUCUUUGGGCACGCCCCACUUCUGUGACCUGGGCAAGUCCUUCUCCUCCUCUCAGCUUGUUUCCUUUUCUGCUGGGUAAAAAGUGAGAAUCUGCCUUUUGCCUCCCACCAGGGUUUGCGCGCCCCGCAUUUGGCGAUGCACCUGUUUUUCUGGCACACCUGGUUGUGCAAUGCCAACGUCUAGCUGAGCAGCGAAAGCGGAAACAACUUCAGGGAGUUCCCCAGCCAGCGCUGGGACCCACCCACCGGCGGGAGGCGCUGGGGACCUGGAGACGGGCGUGCGCUGGGGAACCGUGACUCACUCUCUUCGGGGGAGACCCCGUCCAUUGCCCUCUUCAGCCUCGGGGGCCAGAGCGCGGCUAGAGGAGCAGUGAGACAGCCAUGUCUGAGCCCGAGGUCGCAGCCGACGACCUGGACGCCUUCAUCGACGACCUGGACUACCUCCCGGGCCACUUCCACCUGGAGAUGCAGCUGAACUUCGAGCCGCGUUCGCCGGCCCCGCUGCGCGCCCGGGAUCUGAAACUGCAGCGGGAGGCCGUGCAGCAGGAGCUCGAGCUGGCGGCCGUCCCGCAGCGGUCGGCCGUGUGUCACCUGCUGGGUGCGUUCGCCUUCUACCUGGAGGAGCUGGACGAGGCCCGGGAGCGCUUUCUCCAGGUGGUCCGCGAGGACCCGGGCAACCUCAAUGCCUGGGCCAAUCUGGCACAUGUGUACGGGCACUUGGGCCAGGAGGAAGAGGAGGAGGCUUGUGCCGCGCGACUGGCUGGUCUCAUGGGCCUGGCGGCGGACCCGGAGGCACCCGCGGACCCCCAGCUCCGGGCUGCACGCUGCCUGGCGGAGCAGGGCUACGCGCACGGCUUCGACGUGGGCUGCGCCAGCCUGAAAGAACGCGCACGGGUACUGGCAGCUGGCAUCGCGCUCUAUGACAAGGCUCUGGACUACGGGCAGCAGAUCCCGAUGGAGGAGAAAAGGGGCUGGUACUUCACCAUGGCAACCCUCCUCAUCAGGCUGGAUGGCAUCUUCCUGGAGCAGGGCAGCCAGGAGCAGAAGAGGCUGCCUGCCUUCAACCGCACGCUGACCCUGCUGCGGCAGGUCCUCAAGUCCUCGGACCCCCGACACCGAGCGCUGGCCUGGUGCUAUCUUGGGAUGCUGCUGGAGAGGAAGGACACCUUCUCCACCACCCCUAUGGGCAUCCACGACUGUGGGUACUCCGGGACUGACCCCUUGGACUGCUUCGGCAAGGCUAUCGAGAUUGCCAAGGACCAACCUCCUAUCCUGAAUCACCUGGCCAAAAUCUUCCACUUCCUAGGAAAGCAGGAUAUGGCCAUUGGAACCUGUAACAUGGCCCUGGAUGUCCUACAAGAUCCAGAGCUCAACUGGCAAGCAUACUGCACAAGGGCCAAGAUCCACAUCAGAGCCUACCUGCACGACCUGACACGGGCCAAGACGGGGCUUGGGGGUAUGCCGGACAGGAAACACCUGGCCUGCGCCAAAGCUGACCUUGAGGAAGUAGUCAAAGUGUGCCCAGGCCUCAGGACAUACCUGGACAUUGGCCAGGUCUACUACUACAUGGGCGUGGACGCCAUGCGGGAGCUGCUGGCGGUGGACGAGGCGGCUCUCAACCAGGCGCUGGUCUUCCUGGCCAAGGCCGGCGAAUUCGAGCUGGGCGCCACGCUGCCCGAGCUGCAGCUGCUACGAGGCAAGUGCCUGCGCAUCAAGGGCGAGGAGGCCAACGCGGCGGCCUGCUUCAAGCGCGCCGUGGAGCUGGACGACAUGGGCUCCAGCCACACCGAGGGCUUCGGAUGCCUGCUUGAGGCGCUGCUGGUGCAGUGGAGCCAGGCACAGCUGAGCGACGGCGAGCUGGGACUUGAGGUGGACGCCUGGCUGCGCCGCGCCCGGGGCAAGUACCCGGAGGCCUGUCUGCGCCAGGAGCUGCAACGCGUGUGGCGCGGCCACACGGAUGAGAUGCUGGGGGUGGCCGGGGCCUUGGUGGCCCAGGGACGGCCAGCGCUAGUGCGAAUGCUUUUCGAAACCAUGGAAGUAGAGGGUGAGAGUGGAGAGGCGCGCAGGCGCCGUGCGUUCUCCUUCUGAGUUGCCGGAGUCCAGGCCCCGCCUCGCAGAGGCCCCGCCCCAGGUUCUGAGGCAGUUCUAAGCACUGAAGUUGUGCGCCCCAGCCACCCGCAGGCUGCUUGCGGUAGCCAAUCAGAUUCCUUUUCCGAAACUGAGAGGUGAACAUUGAGACUAAGGCAGUUCGAGCUGCCCACUAAGGCCUGACUGCCAGUUUGGGGACUCUCAUGAGCCAUUCUCUAUAAGAAGAUAAGGGGUUGCCGGAUGAGAGAGUGCAACACCUGUGAUCCCAACUGCUGAGGCAGGAGGACUGCGAUUUCAAGCCCGCGCUGGACAAAUUGAGGGAGACCCUGUCUCAAAAAACGAAAGACUAACGUUGACUGUUGACUGCAGUCUCGGGUCCUGCAGCCGGAAAAAGUUCAGAGUGGAAUCAAGGGCAAGGUGGCACAGUGAGUGGGCUAAGGCAGGGCCUUAACUUAAACCUGGGUGCUCAGUCCUUUCUCCACCUCCUACCAGUUUUCCAGCAGGUGUCAUUCUUGGUCGGCAUGGUUCCAAAGUCCUCUGGAAUUCCUUGAAAUAGAACUUGUCAAUAGAA